UAAGUUGCAGCAGGUCGACCGCAGUGGUAACGUGGUGGUUCUUGGCAGAAUUGAGAGCCUGAAAGGGAAAAUUGGAAAAUUAUAGUUGAUUAUUUUAUUUUCUGCGUGUGUGUGUGUGAGGAAAAGUUCCAACGAUAUUUCCUGAGGGAAAGUGAUUUGAUCGAGUAGGAAUCGAAUUCGAGCGUUAAAAUGGUGCUGGAUAUCGCGCUGGCAAGAUUGGACAACACGACCCCGUUUGGGUUCAAACUCAUCGGUGGAGCCGAUUUUGACGUUCCGUUGCAGGUCGUCAAAGUCAUACCCGGAAGCAUUGCCGAGGAGGUUGGCAUGUACCUCGGGGACGUGGUGAUGCGAAUCAAUGACAUACCGACCAGCAACAUGUCGUACUACGACGCCCAUCAGCUGAUGGCCUGUGCGGGGAAUCGGUUUACCCUAGGGAUUUUGAGAGCACGUGAAAUUCCCCCGCAGCAGCGAGCUAUUGUCAAGGAGAAGACUCCCAGUGGAGAGGCGGACUUCAACAGUUUGCCAAAGCCGUUCUGGACUCCGGGAAGCGUAAGUAGCAUUCCGCAGACCAAGGAAGAACAGGAAAUCGAGCAGAAGAUUCCGGACGUCCCGAUCACCGAUGAGCAGAUUGCCGAAAUUCUCUCCGGUGAGGCAGAAGUGCUCAAGCAGCACAACAUAAUUGGGGUCAACUUCAAGAAGAUGAUCCCUACCGCUGGAGUAUUCAAGCAAAGCGAAGUGUUCAAAACUCUCAACAGCGAACUGGUGCAGACGGAGGAGGACAAGAAGUGGACCACCUUCAUGCAGAAGCCGAGCCGUCCGACGCCGAAGACUCGCGAGGAGCGUCUGCGCGAAAUGCAUCCACCCGCGGAGCGCUAUCAGGUACGAAUCGUAAAACAGCCGAAGCCGAAGAUCGCACCCGACUACAAGCCACCCAAAUCGCCGGAGCCAGAGCCAGAACCGGAACCGGUGCCGAUGUACGACGACUACCUGUACGAGCGAACCGAAAUUGAAAUGGAGACCAUCAAGACGCUCGAGUCGGAACCAGUCAUGGAGAAUCCAGGUAAUCCCGAUAGCCCCGAUCCUUGUUCCGAUGACCCUACCCGUAAUCCAGAAGACAAUCCCGGUCCCAAUCCUGACAGCAGUAGUGGUAACGACAACGCAGAUAACUCGAGCCCUACGAUCGCAGGUAAUCCAGCUAGCCCGGCAGCCGAGUCGGAGGAGGAACCGGAAGCGUCCGAGGAGUUCCGGUCCCAGCUACAGAACGUCCAGAAACAGUUGGAGGCCCUAUCGAGCCUACCGAACACGAUCCAAGCCACGAUCGCUGCCCUAACGGAGCAGCUGUCCGCCUUGGCUCAACCGAAACGAAAAUCCAAGAGCGUCACCCCACGCCCAGAAGAAGGUUCAACAGCUGCACAGCAAGCCGAUGGUGAUGCUGCUGCAGCGUCGUCGGAGGAGAUCGUAGCGGAAGUAUCGGAGACCUUCGAGGUUACCGAGUACAGUAAAACGGAAACCGGUACGGCUGAGAGCGAACAGUCCGCUAGCUCUGACGAAGGUGAACACAUUAUCUACACUGACGAACAGUUAGAGAAGCUGCAGCUCAAGAUGAAGGAACACGACAUCGAGUGGACCGACCGGAACGAUAAGAGUUCGGAAGAAUCGUCCCAGGCCGGUGUUGCAGAAUCUGGGAACACUCGAACGGCGGUCCAGAAUGAGCUGAAGCUGCAGGUCGUCAAGAAGAAGAAGAAGGCCGUCAGCUCGUUCGGCCCGUUGACCCCGCAGGAGCGUCCAAUCUAUCUACCCGGAGGUCGCAAGUGGCGCAACGCCAAGGAUGCCUUCAACGAGCAGUUCAUCGCCGAGGUGAUCAGCUCGCAGGCCGAACUGAUCCAGGGAACCACGCUCGGGAACUUUUACGAAAGUCCUCAUCUGGGUUACGACGACAGGGUCAACUUCCUCAAGUACCAGAAGCCGGAGAAGGAUCUCACCUUCAUCAAGAAUAGCGACGUAUACAAGCUGAUCCACGACCAGGACGCCCCGAAGUGCGGUAUUGAGCUGCGUCCGGAGCUGGUGCUGGCCGAGGAAGACGUGCGAAAGGUAAUGCAUGAUGAAACCAUCUUUCAGCCCCGCAAGGAUCGGGUCUUUCUGUUCCAAAAUUGAUUGCAUCUUUCAAUCUUCCAUUUCCGAAUCAAUCGCUCUCAUCUGUCGUCAUCCGAUCAAUCAAUUCUCGAUUGGCUGCGUACCCGAUCCCGUGACACGUGACACCAUCGCGGCCGCCGCUCCACACCAUCGACGUCUCACUCGGGGUGUUCCGACCGAUUCGACAGUGUACAUCACCGUGUUAAAGAGAACCAAGCUUAGUUUGUGCAUAUUGUACUAUCCCCCUCCCCCUCUCCCAACGUCAACAUUGUUCUUGAAUUUAUCUUUUGCCAACAAAAGAAAGUUCCGCGCUAUUUCCCUCCCUCCUAUUUUUAGCUCCGGUCUGACCCGACGCGGUCAGCUGGUUUCUUUGCGAAAUGAUGAAAACAACAGACUAUUUGUAGCUUGUAAGGAUUUUAAUUUUAGGACACUUUUCAACCCUUGUUUUUCAUUACAUACUUCAUUUGCCAGAAACAGGUUAGCUGUAUAGUUUGUUUUGUAGUUUGAUCACUUCGUUGACUUUGGUUUGUCAGAGAUUGUCAGAGAUUGGACACAAUGGAAAUCGUCCGAAGAACGAGUCAGCCAAAAUCAAAUCGCGUGUUGUUUUGUUUUUUUUCUCUCAUCCUACAAGUUCACAAUGACGCAUUAUAUUUUACUAGGGUUAAGUAUUUUAAAUAUGGAAAUAUAGACGACAAAA
Molecule: messenger RNA, 2830 nt
Organism: Ochlerotatus camptorhynchus
Lineage: Eukaryota; Metazoa; Arthropoda; Insecta; Diptera; Culicidae
Gene: Zasp67
Product: Z band alternatively spliced PDZ-motif protein 67
Exons: 9
Coding region: 190-2154 (654 amino acids)
Biological process (GO): muscle structure development; actin cytoskeleton organization
Cellular component (GO): Z disc; filamentous actin; stress fiber
Molecular function (GO): actin binding; muscle alpha-actinin binding
Source: RefSeq, a predicted model, not a curated record